Messenger RNA from Dendronephthya gigantea, 1260 nucleotides. RefSeq names its product phosphotriesterase-related protein-like. Gene Ontology annotation, molecular function: zinc ion binding. The coding region runs from base 65 to 1108 and encodes 347 amino acids. The transcript has 2 exons. Lineage: Eukaryota; Metazoa; Cnidaria; Anthozoa; Malacalcyonacea; Nephtheidae. The record is from RefSeq and is a predicted model, not a curated record. Gene Ontology annotation, biological process: catabolic process.
CUCCCAAUCAUUGGAAGAUCAUCUGCCCUAGAAAUAAACUAAACUCAUUUCAUUAUCUGCCAAAAUGGUUAAAGAUAAAAUUGAGACUGUAUUGGGUAAAAUUGCUCCUGGAGAGUUGCAACAAACCUUGACACAUGAACAUGUUUCUUUGAACUUUCUUAAACACUUGGUCCCGACAUCUGAUUCCUGCCAGAAUAUGGUGAAUUGCGAGUUCACCAUGCAAAAUCUGAACUGGAUCCGCCACAAUCCAUACAGUUGUAAACCAAAUGUGCUUUUGUCGAACAAAACAGAAGCCGUGGUUGAAGAUCUCAAGUUGUAUAAGAAAGCUGGAGGUUCAACCAUUGUGGAGAAUACCAGUUUAGGAUUGUCGAGGGAUGUUAUGAAGAUGAAAGCAAUUGCUGAACAGACUGGUGUGAAUAUUGUGUGUGGAACUGGGUAUUAUGUUGAAAAACAGUUGACAGAUGAAAUGAAGGCACUUUCAGUUGAACAAAUGACUGAGAAAAUCGUCUCAGAAAUCAACGACGGUAUUGACAACACGAACAUCAAACCUGGUAUCAUUGGCGAGAUUGGUUGCUCAUGGCCCUUAACUGAAGUUGAAAAACGAAGCCUCCGCGCGUCAGCCAUAGCGCAGGCUCAGACCCUCACCCCAGUCAUGAUUCACCCGGGUCGUCACCCCACUGCCCCUGACGAGAUACUCCGGGUCUUCCAAGAACAGGGUGGGGAUGCCAAACACACAGUGAUGGCCCACCUUGAUAGAACCCUCUUGGAAAACGCCGACAUUCUGGAGUUCGCAAAAUGUGGAACGUUUCUUGAAUAUGAUCUUUUCGGUAUCGAGACAUCCUAUUAUCAGUUUGCCCCCGAGAUUGACUUUCCAAGCGAUGCUCAGCGAAUCGAUAGGGUUGGUCUUCUGAUCUCCGAAGGCUAUGACGAGCGCGUUCUGUUUGCUCACGACAUACAUACCCCUCACAGACUCACAAGAUAUGGAGGCCACGGAUACACCCACAUCUUUGAUCAGGUUGUUCCAAAAAUGCUUCGAAAAGGAAUCUCAAAAGAAGCUAUCGAUAAAAUAUUGAUUUCCAAUCCCAAAAGCUGGCUGACGUACGCUUGAAAACACGAACGAGACUUUUGAAUACGUCUCUUGAACUUUAAAAUGACAUAUUUAGCUAGAAAUUAUUGAUAUUAGAUAGUAAUUCAAAAUGAAAUGAAUGUUAUUAUGAUUUAACUAUACAACUCUUUAUUAUAUUAAAUUCGACGUUUUGC